This is a messenger RNA of Tuber melanosporum (Perigord truffle), 1608 nucleotides long. RefSeq lists its product as uncharacterized. Lineage: Eukaryota; Fungi; Ascomycota; Pezizomycetes; Pezizales; Tuberaceae. Gene Ontology annotation, biological process: L-tyrosine catabolic process. Bases 169 to 1425 code for a protein of 418 amino acids. Gene Ontology annotation, molecular function: 4-hydroxyphenylpyruvate dioxygenase activity. The record is from RefSeq and is a predicted model, not a curated record. The transcript is spliced from 3 exons.
AUCAAACUUAAAACUCCAUCAUCAACCAUCACGUCGUUUCCCCUUGCCCACAAAAAUCGAGGGGAUCUCUCACACACACUCUCUCUCGCUUUCCGUCCCCGCACACUCUCUCCAUAUACUUUGAAUUGAGCAAGUAAUUGAGGAAUAAAAUAAUCAACCUAACAUAACAUGCCUCCAUCCGCCCUCUCCUCCUCACCACCUGGUCCUACUAUCCUGACUUCCAGCGGUCAGACACUACCUCUGGAUGGUGUACAAUCACCUGCCGCUGCCUUGGUGACGACAGGUUAUAGGGGCUAUGACCACGUACACUGGUAUGUGGGCAACGCCAAACAAGCAGCAUCAUACUACAUUUCCCGAAUGGGCUUCCAACCUCUCGCCUACAAGGCCCUGGAAACCGGUUCUAGAAUCGUAGCUUCGCACGUAGUCUCGAACGGGGGCGUCACCUUCGUCCUCACAUCACCGCUUCGCUCUCCUUCGACACCGGGACUCACGACGGCAGACGUAGAGAUUCUGAAGGAGAUGUACGAGCAUCUCUCCACACAUGGGGACGCUGUAAAGGAUGUGUCCUUCGAAGUGGAUGAUGUUAGGAAAGUCUACGAGAGUGCUAUAAAGAACGGUGCUCGGGGGGUCAAGGCUCCUGAGGUUUUGAGCGAUGAGGAUGGGGAAGUGAUUGUUGCUACUGUGGCGACAUAUGGUGAUACCACGCACACACUUGUUCAACGGGGAGGGUAUUCCGGCGUGUUCAUGCCUGGGUUUCGACGGGCUGCUGCUCGCCAGGAUCCUCUGGACAAUAUCUUGCCUGCGGUUCACUUGGAUGCUAUCGAUCAUUGUGUCGGUAACCAGGAUUGGGGUGAGAUGGACAACGUUUGCGACUACUACGAGAAAGCCCUCGGUUUCCACCGUUUCUGGUCCGUGGAUGACAAGACCGUCUGCACCGAAUACUCAGCACUAAAAUCUGUUGUCAUGGCCUCCCCCAACGAACUCGUAAAAAUGCCCAUCAACGAGCCCGCCCAUGGGAAACGCAAGAGCCAGAUCGAGGAAUACGUCGACUUCUACUCUGGCUCGGGUGUUCAGCACAUUGCUCUGCGAACCUCAAACAUCAUCGCCGCCGUAUCAAACUUGAGAGCGCGCGGCGUCGAGUUCAUCACGAUCCCUGACUCGUAUUACAAGCAGAUGAAAGUGCGGCUCAGCAAGAGCAGCGUGCGCGUCAAGGAGGACACCGAAUUACUCAAGGAGUUGGGCAUUCUCAUUGACUUUGACGAGGGCGGAUAUCUUUUACAACUUUUCACCAAGCCGCUGAUGGACCGGCCGACGGUGUUUAUUGAGAUCAUCCAGAGGUGUAAUUUCAAUGGAUUUGGCGCUGGGAACUUUAGGAGCCUUUUCGAGGCCAUUGAGAGGGAUCAAGCUGAGCGUGGUAAUUUGUAAAGCUGUUUUUUUUUUUCCUUUCUAUUUUCUUAUGGGUUACAAAGUUUUCGGUGCAGGAAUUUGUUGGGUAUGGGGGGAGGAGGGUACUUGUUUGGCCUUUCCUCGAUUGGUUUUUUUCAUUUGGGACAUUAAUAUGGCAUGUAUGAUGAGGGUCAAAGCAUUAUGAUAUUUUAUUGUGAAUUA